AUGGAAACAAGAUAAAAUAAUAAGAAGCAUCAAAUAAUCCAAACAAAUGCACUAAAAAAUGUGAACCCAUUUCUCUGCCUUUUUCCUUUCUUAACUCAUUAAAAAGAAUUUUCAAAAAUAGUUCUGAAUUGAAAGAAGGAAAAUAAAAGAGAACUCUGUGUCUGUUUUAUGGGAAGAUCAAUUCUUUGUACGACCAAAGGUCAAGGCUUUGCGAAAGCGGUCCCAUCAGACAAACUUCACAGGCCAAAACACGCAAAACCCACAUCGAGAAACCGAGUGGCUUGCCAAGAAAACGCGAGUUCGCGUGGGGUACGAGUCGACUCGGAGCGAGUCAAGCAGAAGGAGAUGGAUAGCUGGGGUGACCGGGAUCGAAUUCCGCUGGCUCAGGUGGUUUCUGAGUUGGUAAAAGGAUGGUUUCAAGACGCUCUCAAGGAGGCCAAGACUGGUGAUACCAAUAUGCAAGUCCUUGUUGGACAGAUGUAUUGCAGUGGCUUUGGUGUUCCUAAAGAUGUCCAAAAGGGGCGUGCUUGGAUUGGUAAAGCUUCAAGGAGUCGUUCUUCAGUUUGGAAAGUUAGUGAUAAGCAUCCAGGUUACAACGCAAGUGACUCAGACUCUGAUGAAUUGAAGGGUGAUGCAAAAUAAGGUCAAACCGGUAUUCUUUUCAAAAUUAUCAACGAAUAUGCAAGUCGUUUCCAAUCAUUGGACAACUAACAAAUUGUUAGUUAUUUCUCUGUUUAUUGUUACUUACCUCAUUGAUGGAAUUAUCAGCUAUAAAUAUGAUAGUUAUCUUGAUUUUGAUCCCUGUUAUGGAUCCUUUAAUUACCUCAUCUUUGUGCCUCACUUGAUUAUUUUUAGGUUACUUUUGAGAUUUCUGAUUACAGGUCUAGCUCUUGUAUUUGUGUAACUUGCAUAUGAAGUCCUGUGGCCUGCCUUUUGAUGUGUUAAAUUGGCCAGUGAUCUUUGGUAAUGACUAGUAAAGAUCUUCCAUUUUCUCCACAGAAA
Molecule: messenger RNA, 1002 nt
Organism: Theobroma umbraticum
Lineage: Eukaryota; Viridiplantae; Streptophyta; Magnoliopsida; Malvales; Malvaceae
Molecular function (GO): protein binding
Source: RefSeq, a predicted model, not a curated record